CACAGGGCGAGCAAGUAGAUCUUUGUAAUGUCCUUCACAUCGUACUUCAUCACUCCCACAGCGUUCUCGGCCGCAGCAUCGGCCAUUCCUGGCCCACCAGCAGGAUCAGGCAGGCGAGUCAUGAGAAGGCAUCCUACACGACGCUUCUCACGCAUCACACCCCCAAUGGCACCGCUGGGGCCAGGACAAGGCGAGCAGCUGCACUCUUAUGCAUACUCACUGUCUGAAUCUCACUGUCCACUGACUGUGUGAAUCUCAUGCUCUCGUGACACCUUUUGCAAAGUGCUCGACGCAAUCCCCUAUGCAGUAGCCGCCUUGCAUGUCAGCCCGUAAGUCUACGUGACAGACUCAUGAGCCGGUAUGGAAGACAGCUACAACAGAAGGAAUCAGGUCGAGUACUGGUCUCACCCACGCAUAGACAGCAGUCCCGCAGAGGGCCUCAGCGGCAUCGACGCAGUAGCGUUUUCACCCGCCACACUUAGAAGAGAAAACCCUCGCGAAGAAACUCACAUGAUCAUAUCAUAUACUACACGUGACGAGACUGCCCACACGUCACACAUACAACCAUUAAACCACAAAGCUCUACACAAGCUCCUAACGCACUGUACACUUGUCAGUCAUGACUCCUCGUCAUCUUCCUUCACACCGCCCUCUGAAUGGGGGGACAGUAGGCAUCCCGAGCAUAUGAGUGCACCGCCGACGAGGUCAUGGGGGCCCAGUCGAUCGCCCAGCAUGAGGGCCGCAAAGCCAGCGGCGAACACGGGCUCGGUCAAGAGGAUGAUGGACACCUCGCUCGCCUUGACGCGCACCAAACCGAUGCUUUCGAGCAUCGCUGACGGAACACCAAGGGAAAAAGAGGCACAUAUACAUAGCCGAUUUGUCACUGGCAAUGCUUUGUGAAUUCUGUCAUUACCAGUGAGGGCGACAGAGAAGAGCCCGGUGUAGAGGAUUGGUACGGCGAAAGUCGGCAUGGUGAGCAGCUGAAAGGCCGGCCAGGUGUGCGUCUUGAUGGAGUGCACCACCGCCCACAGACUGACCAAGACAGCCGCACUGCAUACUCGCGCAGCAGAGAAGGCCAGCCCAUGCUCCGUCUGUAUUUGGACGGAGGCCGGCGAUGAGCUGUCGUCUUGCUUGAGGAACUCGCGGCCGGCCACCAGGGAGAGGGAGAUGAAGAGAGCUUGACAGAGGCAGAGAAGAUCGCCGAGGCCCAACGAUGCGUUGGGGCUCUGAAUAGGCACAAAUCCGCAGGCACGAGCCGGAGCUGGUUGUAUGUAUUCGGACAUUUCAUGUGUUGUGGCUCACUCACCGCCAUCUCAAGCGAUGCCACGCCCAUGACACCCAUCGCUGCAGCACCCCACGUCCUCAGGCCGACGGGACGGCCCAGCACUCCCUCUAGCAGCGGCACCAUCACAACCACAAGGCUGUCUAGAAGCGCACAUGUCUGCAGCGACAUACACACACGACAGUGUGCGCCUCAGCGCGGGGUCGUGUGCCUCAUCUUACCGAAGCACGAGUGCAGCUCAAGCCAAGCGUCCCUGUGAUGAAUCCCAGCCCCACAAGCACCCCAGACAGCGCCCCUCCCAGCAACAGACGCCUGGGCGGCCCGUCGGGCGUCGGUAAUGCUGGCUGUGGCUGAGCUGCUUCGACCAAGAGGUUGCCGAUGGCAGCAGGCGAUGAUGGCGGGCUGAUGUCGGGCUGUGACGGGAAGAAGGACGUGAACGGGAGGGUGGAGCGCGACAGGGUUGGGGGUAUCAGGAAGGGGAGCAGCAGUAAUGCCCCUACCAGGUACUCAGCCGCCGCUUGGAAAGACACGUCAAACUGCCCUUCGAUCAUCUCGGAAUACACUGCGGCCUGAUGGUGCCGCCAGCAGCAGAACAGAGAGAGAAGUUCUCUGACACAGAUACGAAACACCUCUGCAUCCAGGUUUGUACCUUGCCAACGAUGGUCUUCAGUUCGGUGAAAUUGAUGCCGUUGAACAACGCAGCCAGCAAGAGGAGCACACGUGGCCAGGUCCUCUGGAAACUGUCAGACCGCACCUGAUGAAAACAGUGCAAGACGAACAUCCAGCACCACAUUUCAAGACAGUGGGCGCGCGUCAGGGUCUGUCUGUGUGGUGUGCGCCAUGUUACCACUCGCUCGACGUCCUCUCGCACUCCCCUGAUCCACCCGUCCACCGGCUCCUUCUUGUCCUCCCUUUGUGCCCUCCACAAUAGCUCCACGGCCAACGCCUGGGGCCGCCGCCGCUUGCCACUCGAUGACAGCUCCAAUGGGUCGAAGUACAGCCCCUCCAGCUCGUCAUCAAGACUGGACCGCAGCGGCGUGUUAUCCUCCCGUCCAGCGUGGUGGCCGAUGGGCUCGUCGAAUGGCCGCUCUCGAGUGGUUUGGUCUAUCGACAUCGACAGCGCCGACUUGUGCAGUCGCUGUCUUUGAGCAGAGAGCCAUGGCGGUGGGGGGAGGAAGGCGUCGUUUGCCGGUGACCUUUGUUGGCGUGGGGCGGCUCGGCGUUCGACAGAGGAAGACAGAAAACGCUGCUGGGAGAUUAUGGACGAGAGAUCUGCGGCCUCCGCUGCACAGCAGAGCCCCAGAGAGGGUCCCCAAAUCCUCAUCGCCGCAGGAAAGGUGUUUCCCC
Molecule: messenger RNA, 2629 nt
Organism: Vitrella brassicaformis
Lineage: Eukaryota; Vitrellaceae
Source: the annotation of a GenBank genome assembly